Messenger RNA from Owenia fusiformis, 796 nucleotides. The record is from the annotation of a GenBank genome assembly. Lineage: Eukaryota; Metazoa; Annelida; Polychaeta; Sabellida; Oweniidae.
AUUGCCAAAAUGAGUUGGGAUAGUUACAUCGAUAAUUUGAUUGGUCAUACUGCCGGUAACUGUGACAAAGCUUGUAUAAUCGGUUUAGAUGGAUCUAAAUGGACGACUGAUGGUCAUGAUAAAGCUUUGAAAAUACAAGCUAGUGAGGCAGCCACCAUUGGUCAAGCAAUGACGAGCAAGGAUUUUACACCUUUCCAAACAAGUGGGAUCCUUGUUGAAGGUAUUAAAUACCAGUUUCUCAGGGGAGAAGACACUUUAGUUUUAGGAAAGAAGAAAGACAAUGGGGCUAUUACUUUUCAAAGUAGUAAAAAGGCUAUAGUGAUAGGACACACGGCGGAGGGACAGCAACAAGGAAACACAAACAAAGGGGUGGGCGUAAUUGCAGAGUAUCUGGAAAGUCUAGGGAUGUAAAAUCUCUAAUAUAACACAACCUGUAUUCACGCACAAUAGCUGACUGGCUCAAUACAAAAUAGGCGAACACUACAUUGUAGCAUAUGAAUGUGCAAAACUGAUAUUUUGUUAUGAAUAGGAGACAUUUUCUAAGUGAUGGAGCUCAAUUCCAAAUCCCAAUCCCAUCCACCUGACAGACAUCAAUCCCAUCCAUCUGACGUGUAUAAAAAAUUAUUAAAGUCUGCAAACCUUAUUUCAAUAUAUACUGCUAAUUAUUCUUAGUAACUGGAUUUAUGUAAUAAAGAACAUUUGUUUACGAAAUCAGAUUUUAUGAUUAUGUAGUUAAGGGAUGUAGCAUUGAAUCCUAUUUAAGAGGUCUCAAUAAUUAAUAAUUAGACUUCAAUAU